AUUUAAUCCAUUAUAUGGUUUCUUACAUAACGUUCCUCGUUAUGUUUUUCCAAACUUCAGUCAGUUCAGAUCACAGAGUGACAAGUGAAGUCAAGUACAAUAAACAUAUUUAUUUAUGGGAUAAAAUUGGAUUUUGCUGAUUUCAGCAUUAUAAUCAUAAAAAGCGAUAUACAAAUAGUUACUCUGUGAGAGAAACAAUGUCUUAUCCGGGCCAUAUCCUCUAUGAAAAGACCGGACAAGCACCUGCCCCGAGUAAAGAUUUCCAUCAACUCCUUGUCGGAGAAACCGAAGUUACCCUGAGAGGCUGGAAGGUUUCUGUCCGUAAAGAUCAGCGUUUAAUUCCACCAAGCCAAAGGAAAAUAACCUGGGAUGAUUUUGACGAGGAUACCAGAAUGCAGUCUGAAAUAUCUCGAAUAUUUGGCGAAGAAACGUUGAGUCAAGUACACGCCUUAAUAUGUGGCGACUGGCUUAUUCGUCUGCCCGUAAGACUCAUCGUUCUUCUUUGUGGUUACAUGGAGCUGGAAGACAUCACCCGUUUGGCUCAGGUUUGCAGGAAGCUAAGAGAUGUGUGUUGCAGUGAUAAAUUAUGGGAAAAUAUUUACAGAGCGCACUGUGACACAGUUACUGCCAACAUGAUUUCACUGGCUGCUGAAGUUGGGUGGAAAAAACUAUUUUUUACUAACAAACUGCAAUUGCAAAAGGAGAUGAGACGACGUGAUAGGCAAAAAAACAAUCAAAGUAACUCAAAAAACUUGUUUAUCACAGAAUAAGGCAUGACAUUUAUGAUUUAUAUUCAUACAAGGGCCUAACUUUUUGGUAUUGUUACCAUGGGAAUAAGCGUUCAUUGAAUCUGCCAUGUUUUUUUAAUUGGUUUUUAUUUUUGAAGAACUAUAUUUUAUUAACAUUGUUGAACGACAAGUGUUUAUCACAUUUUGUUUCGUAACUAAUUCAUGUUUGAUUGUUUAAAUAAAAAUAU
This is a messenger RNA of Dendronephthya gigantea, 976 nucleotides long. RefSeq names its product F-box only protein 36-like. Bases 198 to 770 code for a protein of 190 amino acids. NCBI's taxonomy places the organism in Eukaryota, Metazoa, Cnidaria, Anthozoa, Malacalcyonacea, Nephtheidae. Gene Ontology annotation, molecular function: protein binding. The transcript has a single exon. The record is from RefSeq and is a predicted model, not a curated record.